AUGCGGAUACAAUUCCUCGCCGAACCCUUCCACCGCAUGUUCUUCCUCGACAACCUCGCCAUCAACUACCCCCACGCAGAACACGAACGCGUCCCCGUCUCCUGGCUCUUCAUCUACGCCGGCGCCGUGCCCCUCGGCGUCCUCAUCGCCUGGGCCCUUGUCCUGCGCCCCGGAACACACAAAGCGCACGUUACAAUUUUCGGCUGGUUCAUCAGCAUGAUCCUCACCAUGUUCAUCACCGACGUGAUUAAAAACGCUGUUGGCCGUCCCCGCCCCGAUCUCAUCGCUCGCUGCAAACCCGCUCCUGGCACGCCCGCACACCAACUCGUCACCUUUGACGUCUGCACCGAAACGAAUCAUCACGUUUUACACGACGGGUGGCGCAGUUUCCCAAGCGGACAUAGUAGUUUCUCCUUCAGCGGCCUCGGCUACCUCGCCCUCUUCAUCGCAGGCCAAUGCCACGUCUACCGCCCGCGCGCCGACCUCGCCCGCGUCCUCCUCGCUCUCGCACCUCUGCUUGGCGCAGCGCUUAUUGCGAUUUCUCGUUGUGAAGACUAUAGACACGAUGUUUAUGAUGUUAGUGUGGGGUCCGUGUUGGGUAUGGCUGUGGCGCAUUAUACGUAUAGGAGGUAUUAUCCGGCACUGCGCAAUCGGGGGUGUGCGGACCCGUUUCCUAAUCCUGCGGAUGAGAAGGGCUGGGGGAAGGUUAAGGGGGAUGAGGAGAGUUUGAGGAAUGCGGAGGAGUUUGAACUGAGUGAUCUGGAGGAGGGGGAUGAGGAGGGGAGGAUGUUGAAUGGGCGGCGGUGA
Molecule: messenger RNA, 807 nt
Organism: Alternaria infectoria
Lineage: Eukaryota; Fungi; Ascomycota; Dothideomycetes; Pleosporales; Pleosporaceae
Exons: 2
Coding region: 1-807 (268 amino acids)
Biological process (GO): phospholipid metabolic process
Molecular function (GO): phosphatidate phosphatase activity
Source: RefSeq, a predicted model, not a curated record